This is a messenger RNA of Apus apus (common swift), 566 nucleotides long. It is a transcript of the gene RPL32, whose product is annotated as ribosomal protein L32. NCBI's taxonomy places the organism in Eukaryota, Metazoa, Chordata, Aves, Apodiformes, Apodidae. Bases 113 to 520 code for a protein of 135 amino acids. The transcript is spliced from 4 exons. Gene Ontology annotation, molecular function: structural constituent of ribosome. Gene Ontology annotation, biological process: translation. Gene Ontology annotation, cellular component: ribosome; cytosolic large ribosomal subunit. The record is from RefSeq and is a predicted model, not a curated record.
UGCCCGCUCUGCGCAGCCGCGUGCACCUGCCAGGACCCGCCUGUCCCAUAAGCCCGUGCGCGCGCGGCCGGCCCUCUCUCGGCGGGUGCAGCCGCCAUCGGGCACCGACACCAUGCCUGCCCUCCGGCCCCUCGUGAAGCCCAACAUCGUGAAGAAGAGGACCAAGAAGUUCAUCCGCCACCAGUCUGACCGCUAUGUCAAGAUCAAGCGCAACUGGCGCAAGCCCAGGGGCAUCGACAACCGCGUCCGCCGGCGCUUCAAGGGGCAGAUCCUGAUGCCCAACAUCGGCUACGGCAGCAGCAGGAAGACAAAGCACAUGCUGCCCACGGGCUUCAGGAAGUUCCUGGUCCACAACGUCAAAGAGCUGGAGGUGCUCAUGAUGAGCAACAAGUCCUUCUGUGCAGAGAUCGCUCACAACGUCUCCUCCAAGAACAGGAAGGUGAUCGUGGAGAGAGCUGCCCAGCUGGCCAUCAAGAUCACCAACCCCAACGCCAGACUGCGCAGCGAGGAGAACGAGUAAACCAGCCUCUGCAUCCCAGAUGUAUUUAAUAAAGUGUAAAAAACAA